UGUUGGCAGCCUUGGAUUUCAAUUUCAAACGGUUUUCGAUCGUGUAGUGUUUUAUGGCGUUUGUCAAAUUUAGAAAACUUUUGUAAAAGUGCAGUUUUUCUUGCAAUUAUGUCAAUUUUUAAUGAAUUACUUCCAAAAAUAAAUGAGAUAUCUAUCGCGUACGCUAAAAACUUCAAUGACGACCUAAAGGCUAUAACUGAAUGUUUUGAUAAGUUUGAAGAGGAAUAUCAGAAUGGACGUCGGAAAACGCGGGAGAAAGGGCAGAAGGAUAAAAACCUUGUGACGACUCUGCAAAGCAUUCACGAGGAUGACGAUGAAUCAACAAAAACACCAGAGGACAAUCCGAAACGGCUGUCUAACGGCAAAUCCAAAUCAACAGAAAGCCGCAGCUCUUCAGAGAGCAACAGCGAGCGGAGGCUCUCCAACAAGCGCAAUAAGAAUGAGGUGGACGGGCUACUCAGCCCCGAACAGGAUAAACGGCAGAAGAGGAACGCUUCGGUAAAGGCUCAGAGCAUUAUUAGUAAACAGGUGAAUGUAAACUUGACGCAGAAGAUGCGUCGCGAAGAGCCAGAAAAGUCCCGCGGCCGACGACGCAAGGAGGACGACAAAGAGAAUGAGCCAGACUUCACUAAUGUACAGAUCAAAGAAGAGAAAGUAUCCCUGCCCCCUGAACCGAUGGACUUAGAAUCGUUGCCAAUCAAUAUUGAAGUUAAACAAGAAGCGAAUAAGGACGAGAUUGCUAUGCCGCCGCCCGCAGCGCCCGUGCCAAAACCCCGUAAAGUAACAGAGAAGACAGUAAAAGAGAAGACAGAUGACAAUGAAAAAGAUACAUCGCGACGCAGUCGACGGAACACGAAGACACGCAAACAGACAGACACAAUGCCGCCGCCUGCCGCGCCUGUGGUGACCGCCGCCCGCGCCAGCUCCCGCCGCCGGGACGCUGACGAUCCGCCCGCGCCCUCUGUAGCCGAAUCACGACCUAAGAGAACUAGAGCUAAGAAGAAAGUAUCAGAGACUUCCCCAUCGGACACAGAAAAGGACACAACACAAACACAAGUAAAUAGUGCUGAUGUGACACCAGAUAAACCAAGACCGAAACGAACAAGAAGAGGACAAAAAGCUGCUGAAAAAGAACAAGCGAAACCGGAAGAACCGAAAUCGGAAGAACCGAAACCGGAAGAACCGAAACCGGAAGAACCGAAACCAGUGGAAGAGCCAAAACAAAUAGAACCAGAACCUGUGUUAAAAGAGGAACGUGUAUCGGAACCACAAUCGCCUAUACUACCACAGAAAGUGCCUCAAAAGGAGAAUAAAAAUAAAGAAAUUAAGUCAAGAAUACCAGUUAGUGACAAACGAGAGGCCACGCCUGAGGCUAAAGUUGUGGAACCAGAAACAGCGAACGCGUUGGACGAAACAAGAGUUAUCCAGAAAUUGGACACAAUGGUGACCAUAGACAUGGAUAAGACUGUCGUACUACCGAAUGGCGUGUACAACCACGCGCCAGUUACACCCAACGAUCUUGUGAACAUGAACGCCACAGUUGUGAUCGAGCCUUUCAACCGGGAGACGAUAGUGUUGGAGAAACAGAACGCCGUCAUGGACUGUACCGUCGUGCUUGAUAAAGAGCCAAAGGAAGUGAACAUAAGCGAGGACAGCUCAAUAAUGACUGAAGACAACAGCGACGUUGUAGAGCGCACCCCGCCCAAACCCGUGCCCAUUCCGCAGCCCACGUCAGCGGUGAAGGAAAGAGUGCAGCAGUUUGAGGAAUUGGCGUCGAGGGUGACGCGGACCAAAACCAGGGCCAUGGCUAAAAAGGAGGAGGACGUGGAGACACAAACGCCUCCAGACAAAGUGUCCAAAGUCAUUCUGUCAGCGGAGACCCUCAGCAAAAUGAAUAGCCUAAUCUUCAGCGGAAAUCCCAUACAGAUCUCGAGUUCGGCCUCGAAGCCUCGCGCCAACGUCCCAGUUCCUGUCAAAACUGUCCCAGCUUCCGCUUCCAAGGUCAGCGCCGUCAACAGAGCGAGAGAGGAAGACAGCCUCAAGAGGGAGAAGGAAGAUGCCAGGAAGAAGAAGGAAGCUUUGUUGGAAGCCAAAAGGGAACAGCAGAGACGAAAACGUGAAGAGAAGAUGGCGGCGGCGGCGGCGACGCGCUCGGCGGCGGAGAGGGAGCGCGCGGCGCAGCUGAGCGCGGCCGCGCGCGGACGCGAGGAGAAGCGCGCGCACGCACAGCUGGGGAAGCUGCACAGGAUCCAGGAGGCCGAGCGGAAGAAGCAGGAGAACGCCCGCAAGGCAGCGGAGAUCGAGGAGAGAAGACGCGUGGAGGAGCUGAGAGUGAAGCAGCGGCUGGAGGAGGAGCUGCGGCGCGAGGCGGCGCGGCGGCGGCAGCUGGAGGAGGCCGAGGCGACCAAGAAAGAGGCAGCGUUGAUGGCUAAAGAAAUUGAAAAGAGACAGAAAGAGUACUUAGAGAAACACAGGAUCAAACAGAAGAUGGAAGAUAGAAUGCACAACACCCCGCUGAAGCCGCCGCCGCCGCUGGAGCCCGCGUACAUGAGCGACGGCUUCCAGUACCUCAACUCCGACGAGGAGGAGGACGCUGUGGACAGGCCAGUGCCAGCCUGGAGCACUUCUAAGGCGCGCAAGCAGCAGCUGGCGACGCAGACGCAGCUGCGCGCGGCGCUGGUGGAGCGGCUGUUCUGUGUGCGGCGCCACAGCCCCGACCUGCGCGAGAUCUUCCCCGGCAUCGACCGCAGCCGUCUCAAGCGCACCUCCUCCGCCGUCUGGAGGACGCCGCCGCAGAGGCUGCCCAAGGUUGCCGAGUGAAGAAAUGACGUGACAUCAGUUGGUUCAACAUAUCGGGUCGCUGGCGGCAGACUGUAUAUAUAUUUUAUUGUGAAAUUAGUACUAUGUGUUAGUUCCGUUGAGAUGCUACGAUCGCGUAACGAUUGUGAUUUCCAUAGACAAUAAAAUAGCAUAGAUUUUUUAGCCAAAUUUGAAUAUUCAAUGACGUAUUAGUAUACAUAAUUAUGGAGCGAUAGACAUUUUAAUAUAAAAUAUAAAUGAUGCCUUGUAUUCCGAUUUCGUGAUCUACACAGUCACAGUAUAAUAAACACAAUACAAACCCACAAUUAAAAACCGCUCCCUAUAUUAUUAGAGUGGCAUAUUGCCUAUUACGAUACAAUUCAUAAAAUACAAUCUAACAAAAAUCAACAGAUUACAAAAAUCGUCGCUAGGGGCGCUGGAUGUCAUGCGCCGUAGACAGAGAAAACCUUAGACUUUCUUUUGUUUUGCUCAUACAAGAAAGAGAAUGAUGAGUGUUAAUAUAUUUUGUCCCUUAUCGUGUGCCAAGUUUUACAACGCCCAAGCUGACACUUCGUAUGACAGCUGUAUGGAAAUGUUCUUUAGUACAGUGUCAAGAGAAACGGAUUUUUGACGAACUAAAUUGUUUGUCAUUGCUUAUACCUUGUAAAAGUGUUGCCAGCCAACAGGAGACAGAGCUCUCAUUUAAUUUCUUCCCUUUCUGACACACUGUAUGGAUGUAUAUCUGAAAUAAAAUUAUAACGUUCCAUCUCAUUUGGCUACGAUAGCACGUCAUCUUUAUUUUCUUUAUUAUUUUGUGCUCAAUACACAUUUAAAUUUUUUUUAUAAGAAAAAAAUACCUUUCACUAAAUCAGCGCGGCAAAUUCACUUAUUGAAGUCCUCGUUCCGAUGUUCUGAAUUAUAUUUAAAAAACUAAGUUUUGACUUUAAAAGCACACUCUAAAAAUGAUUUUGAUAAAUGCCUAAAUCAGAAGGCCUACCACGAAACAUACACAACACGUGGCACGUUACUGAUGUCCACAUGCUUUGUGGUUGGCCGUGUAAAUAGGCCUUCCAAGCGGGGAGGAUAACUUCAGGUUCAUAAGUUCAGACCAAAUAAAUUAUGGUCAUUUUAUAUUUCUGUAUAUGAAAACUUCCGCAAGUCAAACCGCACUACUUCCAAAACAAUAUAAAGAAGGCACUUACCAACUAUCACCACCAGCAACGAGCUCCUGAUGUCCAGGUAUUCACGUGCUAUCAGGGGGCUUAGAUUGGUACGUUUUUCUUGUCGGAAGAUAUUUUCACUUGAACACGAGUCACAAACCAAACCACUGCACUUAUUAACAGUGUCUCCAAUAACUUAGGAGAAUCUAUGACGGUUUUCUCACAGAGGCAAAACGAGCAACUCCAAAAAUCAACAGCGUAUUAUGAGAACAUGACCCAGAAAACCCAAACAAAACACUGGUGACAUUUGCCCCUUAGAGUCUAUGGGAACUACUAGCCACCAAGAAGAUCAAGGAGGUUCAGUACCUCCGUUUAUAAUGCCCGAAAGAAAGCGCUAGUUCAAUCUUACGGGAAGUUUUCAUAUUAUAUAUAUUUCUUAUGUAUAAAGAACUAAAAAUGAAACCCAUUGGUCCAACCACUCUGUCUCCCGUAUCGUGUAAAAAAACGUCUCGACGCAAUGACAUGUUUCAUGGUAGCCUGAAUUAUCCAUUAAUUUAUGCAGCCUUAACUUAGCAAUUAAAAGAAUUAAUAAUGAAGUAGUUUAAUAUAUGAAGUAAACUUCCCAAUGAUUGCUUUAUUAUAUCUAUUUAUCGACUAGUAACAUGUUUUACAUUAUGUUAAGAGAUUAUUGCCUUGUAUCUCUAUUUAACAUGUGUAAUAUUAUCGAUUUUAUUCUUUCGUUAUUGUAAAACUUUUAUCGUUUAUUUAUUUUCAUAAAUUGCACACGGAAAUCUGUGGAAUUUUUAAUAAGGUUUAUAAUCCCGCUUUGAUGUCUAUUAUGUCUAAAAUAGUCUUGACAUAAGGAAAUUGUACCAUUCAAUAACAUGAUAAUACUUAAUUUUUCCACACAGAGUUGAAAGCUAAAUACAAACGCGAGAACAUCAUUUUUUAAUUAAUAUCAAGACGUUUUUUGAAAGCCACAUGUUUUAAAAAAAUUAUUGUCUAUUUCGAGAAUUUUCUGUAGAUAGAAUCUAGAUUUUAACAUGUUUGCGCGUUUAUGCGCAGAAUGUUCAAUUUCGAAAAAUGUCUAGUUCGCUAAAUGCCCGAUUGGAUAUUCUGUAAAUUGGACAUUUUGCAAAUUAGACAUUCUGCGCCUCAACGCGUUUGCGGACGCGACACAGACAUUUCAUUAUUAUUACUGCUAUAGCCGUCAUGUGUCUGCGAAUGUGUCCUGUGACUUGGUAAUCAUGUAAUUAUACUAGCGUUUGUGUUGUGACUCGAUCACGUGUUUUAGAUUAUUUUUUAACAUUAAGACUGUUAUUCAAUUUCGAUCGUAAGUUAGAAUAAAAAUUUACAUGGAGUAA
Plodia interpunctella (Indianmeal moth) is the source of this 5323-nucleotide messenger RNA. RefSeq names its product Inner centromere protein (gene Incenp). The record is from RefSeq and is a predicted model, not a curated record. The transcript is spliced from 22 exons. Bases 109 to 2820 code for a protein of 903 amino acids. NCBI's taxonomy places the organism in Eukaryota, Metazoa, Arthropoda, Insecta, Lepidoptera, Pyralidae.